GCUUCUACAUUUCCUGUCUGCGAGUUUAAUCAUGUUGUGUUUUUGUUGUCAACAUUUUGUUAUACUGUGUAGCAGUCUUAUUUAAUUUCUUCUCUUUGUUUAAAAAAGUUUGCAGCUGUAGAGAGUGUCAUCUUCCAUCUCAUCGUGGGAAUAACACCUGCUUUAAAAGCACUCACACCUGCCAGAGGCAGUGAGCUCAGGUGAGGAGCAGCACAAAGGUGUCCAAAGACACCCUUUGGCUGCAUCACCCUCCGGGCCGGGGGCAAAGAGAGGCUGGCUGGAACGUGCCCUGCCGCAAGCCGGGCGAGGAUGAGGCGCUUCCUGAGCAGAAAGGGUCGCUUCUCCCUGCGCCAGAGCAAGUCUGGGACCCGCAGUGCCUCCAAAGAUUUCUACCUUGGCCUCCCAGCAACCAAUCAGAACUGGCCCGAGGCGUUUGGCUUCCGACUGGGUGGCACUGGUCCCAGCUACAUCCUGUCCGUGGUGGAGGGCAGUAGUGCCUAUCUGGCUGGCCUGCAGCCCGGGGACCAGGUGGUGGACAUUGAGGGCCAGGAUGUGACCAACCUCAGCACACCGGCGCUGGUCGCUCUGGCUCAGACCCUCAAGACGGUGCCACCCAGCAUCGGAGUGGUGUCACGCAUCGAACAGAUUGACAUCACUCCUGGCCCAGAUGGCCGUUUCGGCUUCACCAUUAUCGGAGACUGCCCUCUGAUGGUGGAGGACUGCAUGCCCAACGGUCCUGCUGGUCGCAACGGCCUCAAGGCCGGGGACUAUGUCAUGGAGGUCAACGGCAUCCCAGUGAAGCACCAUGAAACGGCAGCGGCCAUGAUCAAAGCAGCUCAGGGUCGGCCUCUACGCCUGGGCGUGCUUAGUAUGGCCCGGCGACCCAAGCGGCUGAGCAGCAGCAUGAGGGUGUUGUCGCAGAGUGGGGACAGCAUCAGGGAGAGCCGUGCCCACAAGGCCAUGGAGUUCAAUAAAAAAGUGGAGGAAGUGCUAGGGGAGGAACUGGAUGUGAAGGAACAGCUGUUUGAGGUUCUGAAGCAGUACGCUGCAGAGAGGGACGUGGACAGUCUGGCUGAGGCCCUGCCCGACAUCUUGAUCACAGAGGAGCAUCAGCAGCUGAUUGACAACGUCAGGAUCUUCAUUCCCAAGAAGCACCGGGAGCGGUUUGACGAGGUGGUUAACCAGAGCCUGAUGAGCCGGAUCAAAGGGCGGAGCUUCAGUGACCCCAGCCGCCAGCACCUUCGCCGCAGCCGGAGUGAGGAUCACCCCGAACGCCUUCUGGUCUCCACCCGAGCCAGUUCAGUUCCACGCACCCACGCAGAAGAAGGCGUGGUCCCCCCUGCUCGAGGCAUGCGCAAGACCACCUCGCUCAUAGCUGGGCACUCCAGUGGAAACACCACCAACUGCAGGACCGUGAGGGUGUGUAAGGGUAACACAAGUUUUGGCUUCACUCUAAGAGGCCAUGCUCCAGUGUGGAUCGACUCUGUCAUCCCCGGAAGCCCAGCAGACAAGGCAGGUCUAAAACCAGGAGACCGCAUCCUGUUCCUCAAUGGGCUAGACAUGAGGACCUCCUCCCAUGAGAAGGUGGUGUCCAUGCUCCAGGGCAGCGGUGCCAUGCCCACUCUGGUAGUGGAGGAUGGUCCGCCUUCUUUCACCCUUUCAGAGCAGGACCUGGCGGGGGGCGGCGUUCCCACAGAGCGUUCCCGCUCCCCUGUACUCAGCUCCCUGCAGUGGGUGGCAGAGAUUCUGCCGCCCAGUAUCCGGGUUCAGGGACGCACCUUCGGACAGCAGCUGGAGCACCUGCUGACCAUCCAGGAGAAGUACACUAUCUGCAAGGCUCUGGAGAACUUCUUCCAGCACAGGAAUGUGGACACUCUGAUCGUGGAUGUGUUCCCGGUGCUCGAUACUCCCGCCAAACAGGUGAUCUGGCAGUUUGUUUACCAGCUGCUGACGUAUGAGGAGCAGGAGCACUGCCAGAGCAAGAUCUCACGCUUUCUUGGAUACAAGGCGCCAGUUCCACCACCACCACCUCCUCCUCCCCCUCCUCCGGAGCCCGAGAUUGCCCCCGAGCCCCAUCGACGUAGCAGCUCCAUGAGGGUGACAGGGACUACGUACAGGAGCAGUGUGAGGGGACGUAGCUCUGAUGACCUGGUCAUUGGCACACACUUGGGCAUGGGCUUUCGUGCAGAGACAGUGCUGGAUGCAGGGAUGAGGUUGGCUCCAGGAGAGAGACAGUCAGGAGAUGGUACCUCCCUUCCUGAGACUCCGAACAACCUUACCAACUUGUCAGCAGUGUACGCUGAACUGGAGAACAUGUAUUCUUCCAAGAGGUCCAAGUCUCUGAAGAGUCGGCCUCCUCCUGCCCCCGACAGUUUGCUGGAACUGGAACUUCCCUCACGCACAGCCUCCCCUACAGCACAUGCUAACACAGGUAGCCGUAAAGCCCCUCCUACAUCCUGGCCGGAACCUCUCCCCAGUCCCCCUCAAUCCCAGUUCUAUUCAUCAGGGCUAACAAGCCAGAACAGUGGGGAGUCUAACCCUUACAUCAGCCUGGACAGUCCCCCUGCAUCCCCUCCAGAGCCCCCUGACUUCCCAUCCAGUCCCCCCGCCCACCGCAACAACAAGCGACGUUACACCUUCUCCAAACCGCCGCGCUCAGAAGAUACUGAUCGCUUUCUGGACGCUCUGAGCGAGCAGCUGGGACAAAGGGUGGCCAUCAUAGAUGACUUCCUGACUCCGGAGAACGACUAUGAGGAGGAUGUUGUGCAGAUGGGUUUCCCAGAUGAUGAUGAUGAUGAUGAGGAGGAGGAGGAGGAUAUUGAAGAGGAUUUGGGGGUGGACGAAGAUGAAAAUGGAGGAUUCGUGGCCCCAGAACUCAGCAGCCCGAGUGAUAUUCAAAGCAGCAGUGGAGAAGAGAAUGCCUCCUCCCUCACCUACUCCUCCUGCUCUGACCACAUCCCUCCACCUCCGAUGUCCCCUCCACCACCUCCGCCUGUUCAGUUCAAUGACCCGCCUCCCCCACCUCCGACACCUGCACAGACUCAGUCUCAGCAGCAACAACAGCAACAGCAACAACAGCAACAGCAACAACAACAACAGCAACAACAACAACAACAACAACAACAACAACAACAACAACAGCAACAGCGGCUCAGCUACACCCCCGAACAAUCGCCAAGAGCAUAUGUGCCCAUCCGCCGGAAGUCUGGCCCUCCUCCACCACCUCCACCUCGCAAUCACCCACCACCUAAGCGACACUCCUUACAUAAAGUAAUGCCCAAAAGAGAUGACCUUCAAGUCCAGGCGACUAUACAAGAGCUAAAAGCAUUCCAAGAGCAAAAGGUUUUUCAGCAAAGACAAGCAUACGAGGAGCAACAAGCCUACAAGGAGAGGCAGGAGUAUGAGGAGCAGAACGCUUUUGAAGAACAGCAACUUUUACAAGAGCAGCAGACUUUCCACGAACAACAGGCCUAUCAGGAGAAAAUGUUCAAGGAGAGACAGGCGUAUGAGGAGCAAAAACUUUUUGAAGAGCAACAGCUGUACCAGGAGCAACAAGCCUACCAAGAAAGACAAGUGUAUGAACAGCGCCAAGCCUACCAAGAUCAGAAAGCGUACGAACAGCGUCAAGCCUACAAGGAGCAAAAAGCAUUGGAGGAGCUUCAAGCCUACAAGGAGCAAAAAGCAUUGGAGGAGCUUCAAGCCUACAAGGAGCAAAAGGCAUUGGAAGAGCUUCAAGCCUUCCAGGAGCAAAAAGCUUACGAAGAGCGCAAAGCUUACGAAGAGCGGAAGGCCUACGAGGAGCAACAAGCAUAUCAAGAGCAACAAAUCUACCAGAGCCAUCACUCCAUGCCUAACCAGCCAACACAGCAGAAAGCCCAUUCACCACUCCCUCUCCAACAGCUCCACCAGUCCUUACCCCCACUCACCUCUCCAGACUCCACCCAUCACCACGCUAACCAUCCUCUGUAUAUGAUGCGCCAAGCACAGCAGCAACAGGCCCACCAGAGUCAUCACCACCGACGCCUGUCACGAUCAGCCCCACCUCCGCACCAGCCGUCACCCCAACCGACCGCCCAUCCUAACCAACAUGGUCAAUACUCUGAGGGUAUCUACCAAAGCCAUCAGGGCAUGAGACCCCAGGCCCACCAUUCCUCUGCGGAGAUGCUCAACCAGAUGCAACAAGCCCCAGCUCAUCAUUCCUCUGCAGAGAUGCUCCAUCAGUUGCAACAAUCCCAAGCCCACCACUCAUCCACUGAGAUGCUCCAGCAGUUACAACAGGUCUUCUCGUCUUCAGAGAUGCUCCACCAAGUGCACAAAACCAAGGCCCAUCACUCCUCCACAGAGCUUCUCCACCAAGGUCACCAGAUGCAGCAAAUGCAGUCUCACCACUCCUCAACGGAACUUCUCCACCAGGCACAACAGAUGCAUCGGGGACAACCCCACCACUCAUCUACUGAGAUGCUCCAGCAGUUACAACAAGCCUUCUCUUCAUCAGAAAUGCUCCACCAAAUGCACAAAGCCCAGGCUCAUCACUCCUCCACAGAGCUGCUCCAUCAAGCCCACCAAAUGCACCAAACAAAGCCCCACCAUUCCUCCACGGAGCUUUUGCAUGAAGACCGCCAAGAACCUGCAUCCCUCCCAUUUCAGCUUAACCGGGACAGCCACUCCCAUCAGAGUCGGAGGAGUGUUAAAGGUCAUCAUCAGACCCCACCCACCAAACCCUCUCCCCAAAGACCCCAUUCGAUCCAGCAGACCCACCACCAUUCCAGCUCCCCUCAGAUCCACCACAUCCACCACAUGACCCCACAGCCACCCCCGAAGGACUACCAACACCAGAUCCACGUAAUCCACCCUCCCCAGCAGCCCCACAGGCCUCAGCCCCUUCUCUCCACCUUUCAGCCACUCCAGCCACAUCAGCCCACCCUCUCUACGUUCCAGCCUGUGCCCCCACACCACCAGUCCCCGCACCAGAUCCAACCCCCUCCCCAGGCCACCCGCCCGCAGUCCCAGCCUUCACAUCACCUGCUGCAACACCAGCCUCAAACCCAGUCCCACCAAAAGCAAUCCCAUGGCCAGAGCCAGCCCCAUUCCCUCCCACACUCUCUAUCCGACCCGUCAGAGCACCUAGAGCUACCUCCUCCUCCUCCUCCUCCUCCCCUGCCACCACCCUGCACCCCUCCACCCUUGCCCAGGCCUUCGCUCUCCAGAAUGGACUCCAACCACAUGAGUGUGAAGAGGCUGCGCUGGGAGCAGGUGGAAAACUCAGAGGGGACGAUCUGGGGACAGUUGGGAGCAAAUUCUGACUAUGACAAAUUGCAUGACAUGGUGAAGUAUCUGGACCUGGAGAUGCACUUUGGGACACAGAAGAGCUCCUUGCCUGCUCCAGAGCCCUGCCUCCUACCACAAACCUUCAAGAAGAAAGAUGUGAUUGAGAUUCUAUCACAUAAGAAAGCCUACAAUGCCUCAAUCCUGAUAGCCCACCUGAAGCUGUCUCCUGGUGAGCUGCGUAAGGUGCUGAUGAACAUGGUCACUGACCGGCUGGAGCCAGCACACAUCAAACAGCUGCUGCUGUAUGCCCCCGAUGCAGAGGAGGUCAAAAAAUAUGAACAGUACAGAGAGGAUCCCAGCAAACUCAGUGAGCCGGACCAGUUUGUGCUGCAGAUGUUAUCAGUACCAGAGUACAAGACCCGCAUGGAGUGCCUCCUCUUCAAGUGUUCCCUGCAGGAGAAGACAGAGGAGCUGAGGGGAGCGUACGACUGUCUUUACAAGGCUUCCAUGGAGCUGAAGACAAGCAAAAAGCUGGCAAAGAUACUAGAGUUUGUGCUUGCGAUGGGGAACUACUUAAAUAACAGCCAGCCUAAAACCAACAAGACUACAGGCUUCAAGAUCAACUUCCUUACAGAGUUGAGCACAACUAAAACAGUGGAUGGGAAGUCGACAUUUCUACAUAUUCUGGUCAAGUCCUUAUGUCACCACUUCCCUGAUGUGUUGGAUUUUUCCAAAGAUUUAACCAUGGUUCCUCUUGCAGCAAAAGUAAACCAGAGGACUAUCACGUCAGAUCUGAACGACCUUCAUACAACCAUACAGGAAAUUCGUUCAGCCUGUCAGAAGAUGCCUGCGACGGCUGAGGACCGCUUUACUGUCGUAAUGAGUAACUUCCUGGAAAACAGUCAUCCAGCUCUGCAGUCUCUGGAGUCCCUGCAGCAGAGAGCUAUGGAGGAGUUCAGCAAAACUGCCUCUUACUUUGGAGAAGACGGCAAAUCCACAAACACUGAGGCCUUCUUUGGUAUCUUUUCGGAUUUCAUUGGCAAAUUUGAGAGAGCUCUCAAUGAUCAACAAGCUGUAGAAAACCAGAAGAGCCCCAGAAGUCAAAGAAUGGCCUCUCCACUGGCCUGGUAACACACACACAAAAACACACACCGACACACAUGGCGAUGACAAUAUAGUUCAUACGGUGCAUAUACGUACACAUCCUAAUAUAAUUUAUAUACACGCACAUACAACUAAUGAAGGAGAAGCUUUAAAAUGAGGCAAAAAUAAAUAUAUUUUGCAUCAAAGAUGGACGAUUAAGCUUUAUACCAGUGGUAUAUACUGUAUAUUAUAUAUCCUUUCAAAACGAAACAGAGUUUUUGUUAAGUCUAACACUUUAAUGUCUAAGUCUGCUUCAUAGGAAAUGUUGUUUGGUUGUCAGGGUAUCAGUUACUCAGUAACAUCCUCUAGUUGAAGUUUUCUUUCUUUUGGCCUCAAUAUAAGUGUGCUAUUACAAUUCUAAGGUAACAUAAUAAUGGUAUAUGCUCUAUAAGACAUAGAUUUACACAGAUUGAUUAACUUGAAAUAGAUGUUCAAUUGAAUUGCAUUCACGUUCUCUUUGUGGUUAGGAAGAAAACCACCGAAGCAGUCUUCCUGUUCGUUUACGUGUUGUGUAUUUUUGUAAUCCGCCCACCGCGCUGAAUGUAACGUUAAUUCUCUACUGACAAAGUUUUUAGUAUUUCUUCAUUGAAAUAAUUUGUCGUGGUGACCCGUUGUUUCAUUAUCUGCUUUGUAUCUAUGCCUCACUGUCAGACGAUCGCCUAAAUUCCUUCCAUGUCAGUUUUUUUUUUUUACAGUGUUGUUCAAACUUCUGAUGUUAUUUACGUGUAUAUAUGAGAUAUUGACAAGUUGGCAUUUACUAUUUGUUUUUUGAAGGAAAUAUGAAAUGUUCCAAGGAUCAUUUGGAAUCUGUCUGCAGUCUUUAUUAUAGGCAAUAGAAAUGAGAUUAUGGUAACAGCGUACUGUAAAUAGCGGGCAGUGUGCAAUAUGUGAAUGUAAAGCCAUGCUUCACUGUUGGAUAUUAUACAAAAAACAACUAUACCAUAUGAAACUAUCACUGAAAUAUAUUGUGUUUGUACUGUACAGAAUAAGAGUAAAUGCUAUAUUAUAUGAAGCGCUUUGUUACGUUAAUGUUACCCGAAUGUUUCUUGUAUUGAUUGUGUCAUAUGGACUGCUCAUAAAAUGAUACCACUGAGAGGACAGUUAUGUCAUUAAGGUUAGUGUAGCAGAUGCAGCAUUUUACAUCACAACAGUUAAUAAUACAGCUUGUUUAGACCUGCCAUUGCUCGUUGAAACAUACAUCUUAGCCAAGUGAUAUUCUUUAGAGGUAAGGCAGGAAUAAUGUGCACAGCUAGUGACAGCCUUAUUUUUUAAUGGUCUUUAGGUUGUUUUUCAUGUAAGUUACAGGAUUCUAAAGCAUUGCUCUCAAUUUUAGGCCUAUAAUUGGUUAAGUCUGUAUUUUGUAUUGUACCCUAUCGAUGCUAUAAAAACACUGGAAUUAAAUCUACUUUGUGUA
This is a messenger RNA of Eleginops maclovinus (Patagonian blennie), 7825 nucleotides long. RefSeq names its product glutamate receptor, ionotropic, delta 2 (Grid2) interacting protein, a (gene grid2ipa). The transcript has 25 exons. NCBI's taxonomy places the organism in Eukaryota, Metazoa, Chordata, Actinopteri, Perciformes, Eleginopidae. The record is from RefSeq and is a predicted model, not a curated record. Gene Ontology annotation, biological process: regulation of DNA-templated transcription. The coding region runs from base 310 to 6399 and encodes 2029 amino acids. Gene Ontology annotation, molecular function: protein binding.